UCUCGCUUACCGUGGCGCUCACUCACCGGAGAUGGCCUUCGCCGUCGCGCCGCCGCUAGCGCCGCCUCCACCUUCGCCCGCGGCGGCAUGGGGUAGGCGCACGAGGGAAACACCUCCGCGAUUCGCCCUGGCUGUAUCAACCAGCGACGGCGACCCGGCCCCGCGGACGUUCGAGCAGCUACGCGAGCAGCUCCUACAGCUCCACGCAGAAGCCGACCUCACUCAAUCCAAAGCAAAUAGUGCGAGGGUAAGGCUUGUGCGGUUGACUGAGGCUGCUGAGAAUCUGAAGAAAAGAGCCGCGGUCAGUAUCCGGAUGGGCAAAGAGAAUGAGGCAGUGGAUUUACUUGUGCAAAAGAAGAAGUUGACCAGAGCUCUCGAGAGCAUAAAACAGCGGAUUGAGGUGUUUGAUAAGCUUUCCACAAAGAUCAGUGAGGCAAUUUCAAUGAAGCAGAACAUGUUAAUUGAACAUGCAUUGCAUCCAGGGAUGUCUAAUGGCAAAGAAUCAAAUGACAACAUAAGAGUUUUUUCUGGCAAAGUUGGUGACGAGGCUGAUGAGACUACUGUCUCUCCUGCGAAAUCAUCUGAAAAGGCAGUUGAUCUGAAACAUGUGGCGCUUUCAAGCAUGGCUGGCCAAUUGGAACAAAGCAAACUUCAGACAUCCGAUAAGUUCAAAUUUUCUAGUGAGCAUGAUCCACCAAAUGGCACAACAAACCAUUCUUCUUACGAUGAUUUUCUAGAACAUAUUGGUUUGCAGCUGAAUUCGUUAGAAUGUGAAAUUGAACAAUAUAUCAGUUCCCAACUAGCAAAACAGGUGGACAUUCAGAAGCCAAUCGAUGGCAAAUGGCAGAAAUUGUCUGGCAUAUUGAAGCUUAUAUCUGAAACUAGAGAAAGGAUUGCAAAGAUUGUGGAUAAUGCAGUGAAGGAGACUGGAUCUGAGGACCUGAGGUCAUAGCAAAGUAUAUAAAACAAUGUAUCGAUGGCACCCUGUUUCUUUCAUUUGUAACUUAGUAAGUUGUUUCAUUAUUUUGAUUUCACUGCACAUAGUUUAGAUUAUCCCCUAUUGAUUGUAUGGGAUGAACUUAUGAUUCUUUAUUAUUGAUUGUUUAUUUUGUACCUGUUUCUCUGCCAGAAUACCUAAGUACCAUACAAUCUGAAAAAAU
Messenger RNA from Oryza brachyantha (malo sina), 1160 nucleotides. RefSeq lists its product as uncharacterized. The record is from RefSeq and is a predicted model, not a curated record. The coding region runs from base 32 to 952 and encodes 306 amino acids. The transcript is spliced from 4 exons. Lineage: Eukaryota; Viridiplantae; Streptophyta; Magnoliopsida; Poales; Poaceae.